Molecule: messenger RNA, 777 nt
Organism: Aphidius gifuensis
Lineage: Eukaryota; Metazoa; Arthropoda; Insecta; Hymenoptera; Braconidae
Product: gustatory receptor for sugar taste 64f-like
Exons: 8
Coding region: 1-777 (258 amino acids)
Biological process (GO): sensory perception of chemical stimulus; detection of chemical stimulus involved in sensory perception of taste
Cellular component (GO): membrane
Molecular function (GO): taste receptor activity
Source: RefSeq, a predicted model, not a curated record
AUGAUAAACCAAGAAAAUUUUUAUACUGCCAUGGGACCAACAAUCAAAGUUGCUCAAUAUUUUGGAAUUCUUCCAAUUACUGGAGUCUUGAAACAAUCACCAAGGUUGAUAUCAGCCAAUGUAUUUUUUGGAAAUGCAAUCAUGAGUCUCAUACUUUUUCUUCGAUUUUCACCAAAAUGGAUAAAACUUCUAAAAAAAUGGGAAGAAAUGGAAAAUAUUUUAAACAGUUUCGAUAUAUCAACUGGACUUGCUGAUAGAUAUGCAUGGUUAAACAAGAGUAUAAAAAAUUCAUCAAGACGAAAAUUUCAAGUUCUUUACUGGUAUCAGAUCAGAAAAAAUUACGCAAUACUCAGUGAUCUUGUUAAACAAACAAAUGAUGAUUUAUCAGCUUUAAUAUUUUUGUCAUAUUACACAAAUUUGUACUUUAUUUGUCUUCAACUAUUUCAAGGAAUAACAAUUCAAAGGAACGGAGGAUUGAAUAAAAUUUAUUUUUUUGUAUCGUUUUGCUAUCUCAUCAGUAGAACAAUUGCAGUUACAAUUUCAGCAUCAAGAAUUAACGUUGAGAGUAAAGUGGUUCUACCGAAUAUUUAUUCUUGUCCAUCAUCAGCAUUUACUAAUGAGACAAAACGACUUCAACAUCAAAUAUCAACUGAUGAUGUUGUCCUCACAGGAAUGAAUUUUUUUUCUAUAACUCGUAAUUUUAUGCUAGUUACUGCUGGUGUUAUUGUUACAUACGAAGUUGUCCUGCUGCAAUUAAUUGUCACAACCAAUAAGUAA